Molecule: messenger RNA, 1176 nt
Organism: Tachyglossus aculeatus (Australian echidna)
Lineage: Eukaryota; Metazoa; Chordata; Mammalia; Monotremata; Tachyglossidae
Product: membrane-spanning 4-domains subfamily A member 4A-like
Exons: 7
Coding region: 214-693 (159 amino acids)
Cellular component (GO): membrane
Source: RefSeq, a predicted model, not a curated record
GUGUGAGCUGCCAGGAACAACCUUUCUGAAGAAACUGAAGUUUGGGCAACCGAGAUAAAAGUCCCAGUUGAGUGGAAAUGUGGCAAUACAACUGGGAAACUUCGGCAGAACCACAGAAGUGGUGGCUCUGUCUCUGUGAGCCGAGGCUCUGAGAAGAAAGGAGAUCUCCCUCACUGAAGUCAACACACAGCGCUCAGCGUCAAUCGUCGGGCGAUGGAUUCUCAUCCAGGACUCACUUCGGGGGCUCGUUCCGGGUUCGAAGGUAACCUGGAGAAAUUCCGUGAAGGGAAGCCAGUUCCUCUGGGGGCUGUCCAGAUUGUGACCGGAAUAAUACUCCUCAUUUCUGGAAUAGCUUUUGGAAAUUAUGCUUGGGGCUAUCCAUUCUGGGGAAUGGCAUUUUACAUCGCUUCUGGUUCUGUCACCAUUUCAGCAUCAAAGAAGCUCACAAGAGACUUGGUGAGAAGCAGCAUGAUACUAAACAUUAUUUCUGCUAUCAUUGCCUUUCUGGGAUUUAUUGGGAUCUGCCUAGCUUUGUCUGUGAUUAGUAUUUUACGAGAAAGGACUUAUGAUAAAGAUGUGAAAUACUACUUGUCAGUUUUUUUGGGAAUCGUGAGUGUGAUGCUGGUCAUUACUAUAGUGGACUUCUGCAUUUCUAUAUAUUUGGCCGUCUUUGGAUACAAAGCAAUUCACUGAGUCUCUUGAAGGGAGACAACUUUCCCGUGCCCAGAAGUGGCUUCCGUAGCUUCCUGCAAUCCCGGAUAGACGCCUCACACCUUGCCAAGUGUCCCAUGCUUUUAAAAUAUCCUUUGCCCCUGCAUCUUUGUUGUGAGCAACGGGGGCCAGAAGACGCGAGAUGGCCCUGCCCGCUAAGCGUUCGAAGAAGGAGGUUCCCUCCAUCCCGGGAAGAGGCGUCCGGUGGAGAUGAGGUGAUGGAGAAGCCGUCGUCCGCCUCUCCUCAACUUCCCACCGGCCCCAGGACGGAGCGGGGCUUCCUUCUCCAGCUCUCCUUGUCACUGCUCCCGCUUUCUAAAGUUUUUCUCUCCUGGCUCUCCCGCCUGCUUCCCUUCCCAGCUGCAGGCACGAGUCGUGUAUCUGCCUAAACCCCGCUGAGCUGAUUUCUCCCCUUUGGGUCGGAAAACGCAGAUUGCUUGGGCAUCACGUGGCUCAGUGGAAAGA